Corylus avellana is the source of this 2416-nucleotide messenger RNA. Its product is annotated as NAC domain-containing protein 91. Gene Ontology annotation, molecular function: DNA binding. Lineage: Eukaryota; Viridiplantae; Streptophyta; Magnoliopsida; Fagales; Betulaceae. Gene Ontology annotation, biological process: regulation of DNA-templated transcription. The record is from RefSeq and is a predicted model, not a curated record.
UGUAUAAAACAGACAAGCCGGAGCCACCAUUUCACUCUGCUCUCUCUCUUUCCACUCCCUUUCUUUCUUCGGAUGCUUAACCCGAAAAACCCACAUCGAAUUUUGAAGAAUCUCCUCUGAUUUUCUGAUACCCUAUUCGCUUUUCUUUUCUUUGCUUUAUAUAGGGUUUUAUCAAAAAGGUCUCGCUCUCUCUCUCUAUCUCUCUCUCUCUCUCUCUCUCUCUAUUGCUAUUAGGCUGUGUCUGUGAUGGCUAUGUUGUCGUUGGAAUCUCUGCCGCUGGGGUUCAGAUUCAGGCCGAAGGACGAGGAGUUGAUCGACUACUAUCUGAGGUCGAAGAUCAACGGGGAUGGAAAGGACGUUUCGGUUAUUCGGGAAAUUGAUGUUUGCAAAUGCGAGCCAUGGGAUUUGCCUGAUUUAUCUGCCAUACGGUCAACCGAUCCGGAGUGGUUCUUCUUCUGUCCACAGGACCGAAAGUACCCGAAUGGAAGUCGAUUGAAUAGGGCAACCAUUGCUGGGUACUGGAAGGCAACUGGUAAGGAUCGGCAGAUCAAGUCUGGAGCAAGCUUGAUUGGAAUGAAGAAGACGUUGGUCUUCUAUAGAGGGCGUGCUCCUAAGGGCAAAAGGACCAAUUGGGUAAUGCACGAGUACCGCACUACCCUGAAGGAGCUGAAUGGCACUAACCCUGGUCAGAGUGCCUUUGUCCUCUGUCGCCUCUUCAAGAAACAAGAUGAGACUAUCGAAGGUUCAAGCUGUGGUGAACCUUAUCCCGCUGAUUCAUCACCUACCACAGCCAAAUCUUCUCCUGAAGUUGCACAGCCUGAGCUAGCACUGGAUCCAAUAUCUCUAUCAUUGGGAGGGCAAGCUGAAAAUUGUCCCACGAGUAUUGAUGUUUGUCCUGCUGAAAGUUCUGAUGGAACUACAUCUGAAACGCCUGUCCAUUGUAACUGGAACAGCCAUGGUGCAGAAAAUGGAGUGGCAGAGUUACCAACGCCUGAGCAUGAUAUGCGGCUGGAGGAAGGCUUGAACAUGUUCUUUGAAUCGCCAAUGGAGCCACCAUAUGGCAAAAUUUUCUCCCCAAUACACUCACAGAUGCAGUCAGAGCUAGGAUCUUCCGGCAUGUAUCUCCCUAUGCCCAAUGACAAUGAACCAGAUUUCAAUAUGGCUGAGUUCCUGGAUUCAAUUCUUUGUAAUCCAGAUGAGAACCUGAGGAACGUGGUGUCUGUUAAGGACAAUGGAUCAUACAGCGGGUUAGAUGCAGAAGGGAUCAAUGCAUGUUCUGAGCUUGAAGGUUCUGUUCAAGUUCGUCAUCAGUCUGAAGAGGUUGUAUUACAAAGUAAAUCUUACAAGUUGGAAGAUUUCACAUCUGGUGGACAAACCUAUAAUUGUAGUCUCAAGGAAUCAAGCGAUCAUGUCACUGCAGUUGCAAGUGGUGAGGUUAGAACAGGAAUCAGGAUAAGGACUCGCCAACCACAAAAUCUACCAUUCAUUGAGGGUGUGUCACAGGAUUUUGUAGCACAGGGCACUGCUCCGCGAAGAUUGCGAUUGCAGCGUAAAUUUCAAGUGCUGCCAGUUCACUGCAGCCCAAUGUCAGCAGAUUGGAGCGGUGGACCAGAAGGCCAAGAAUCAAAACCAAUUACUACAGAGGCUGAUGUGCAGGAGGGUGAAGUAUCAGAAAAGCAUGUUUGUGCAGGUGGUCCUAGUCCUGCUGCUGCUAAUACUGCUUUGAGUGAACCGCGAAGCAUCAUUUCUGAUUCCGAUGAAAACAGUAAAAUCUCUGAAGAUCCAAGUACCGGUAUGAAGCCAAACUUGAGGUCUAAAGGCGACAUUUUGACCGGCAUUAAUGUCCCCUCUGUGUUUCCAAAAGCUGCUUCUCUUCGUCGCAAGAGCGGGUCACUUGCUUUUGUGUUCAGGGCAGUGGUGGUUGUAGUCUUGUUCGUAAUCUUUGCUGGCGCAUUGAGAUGUCUUACAUUGUGAGGCUACUUGGAGACCAUUUUGUGAAUAUAGUUGGUCGGGUCCCAAUAGGUUUUUUCUUUUUGGUGGUGGGGUCACUAGUUAGGCUUAUCGGGAGAGAUUUGUUAGGUUAGUCAAUAGUAGUGUAGUUAUGUAGUGAUAUUUAUCCCCUGCCACCACCCAAAAAAAAAAAAGAAAAAAAAAAAAAGAGAAAGAUAAAAAGAAAAAAAAAAUUGAAGCAAUAUAUGCUUUUGGACUACUUCUGUUUUAUGUAUAAAGCUUUCACUUUUUGCGGCUUUUUUGUAGUAUUUGAAAUAAAGUUUAGUUGCAUAGAGCUAUACAGAAAAUUAUUUGGUUUUCUGAUGCAGAUGUGCUUUGAAAUGUAAAAGUGGUGCUGUGUAAACUAGUGGUUUUUUUAUCAGUGUAGAAAUGAGUUAUCAUCUCCAACUAUGGGAUGGUUACAGAU